Messenger RNA from Nicotiana tabacum (common tobacco), 1281 nucleotides. RefSeq lists its product as uncharacterized. The record is from RefSeq and is a predicted model, not a curated record. NCBI's taxonomy places the organism in Eukaryota, Viridiplantae, Streptophyta, Magnoliopsida, Solanales, Solanaceae.
UUUUCGGCUUUUCCAUUGUUCUUUGUCCCAAUUACUUUUGACUUAAAAAAGCAAAAAAAGGGAAGCAAAGAGAAAGGGGAGAAAGAGAACGUCGUCUUCACGGUUUGAAUUUUCAAAACCACUUCGAACGUCAUUGCCAACUGCAGUAUUCGCAGAUAUGGCGUCGCAGGAGUAUUUGAAUAAGAUGCAGGUUCGCCAGAACUAUCGUAAUCUCUGGCACACUGAUCUUAUGCGCACUAUUCAAGCUGACACUCCUUAUUGCUGUUUUUCCCUGUGGUGUGCACCAUGUGCUUCAUAUUUGCUUCGGAAACGGGCUCUCUAUGGUGAUAUGACAAGGUAUACAUGUUGUGCGGGUUAUAUGCCCUGCAGUGGUCGAUGUGGAGAAAGUCGUUGUCCUGAAUUUUGUUUAGCAACUGAGGUUUUUCUUUGCUUUGGAAACUCAGUUGCUUCAACCCGCUUCUUGUUGCAAGAUGAGUUCAACAUACAAACAACGCAAUGUGAUAAUUGCAUCAUUGGUUUCAUGUUCUGCCUCCAACAACUUGCUUGCAUAUUUUCAAUUGUGGCUAUGAUUGUUGGAAGCGAGGAGAUCCAGGAAGCUUCUCAGUUGCUAUCAUGUUUGUCUGACAUGGUCUACUGCACGGUUUGUGCCUGUAUGCAGACACAACAUAAGGUUGAAAUGGACAAGAGAGAUGGCAAGUUUGGUCCUCAACCAAUGGCAGUGCCACCGGUGCAGCACAUGUCACGGCUAGAUCAGCCUUACCCACCAACUGUUGGAUAUCCUCCUCCAGUGUAUGGGGCAGUUUACGGUCAACCACCUCCUCAGCAAGCUUAUGGUCAACCACCUCCUCAACAAGCUUAUGGUCAACCUCCUCCUCAACAAGGUUAUCCAGCUCCUGCCUAUCCACCUGCUGGUUAUCCUCCUCCUGGCUAUCAGAAGUGAUCUUUCGAAGGAUUUGGUGCGUCAUUCUAUUAUCAAAAGAAAGCUGGAAAUGAGUAGACCCCUUGCUGAAUGGACUGGGGAUUUGUAUAGACCCCUUGCUGAAUGGCAGCUAUAAUUGAAAUUGAAAAUGUGUGUGCUGAGAUUGUCUGUGUAGAUUCGUCUCAGGAAGUGUGUUCGGCUUGAACGAUGAAAAUGACAUUACUGUGCAUCCUACAGCCAAAUUUAAUUGGUGUUUGGAUUUGAAAUUGUUCCUGUGAUAUGUGUCAAGCUAACAAAUUCAUUUGAAUUGCUGUCAUAUGCUAUACUUGUUUCGUGAAAUGCAUAUUUUGGUUUUUUGUGCA